Silurus meridionalis is the source of this 2401-nucleotide messenger RNA. It is a transcript of the gene evla, whose product is annotated as Enah/Vasp-like a. The record is from RefSeq and is a predicted model, not a curated record. Gene Ontology annotation, biological process: positive regulation of actin filament polymerization; protein homotetramerization; actin polymerization or depolymerization. Gene Ontology annotation, molecular function: SH3 domain binding; actin binding; profilin binding. Gene Ontology annotation, cellular component: cytoskeleton. Lineage: Eukaryota; Metazoa; Chordata; Actinopteri; Siluriformes; Siluridae.
ACGGUUAAUAUGCAGAUUCGUUCCCUUCAAACCGGCUUGGCCAAAUUCAGGAGGGAGUUAAAACGGCAUCUCCGUAUAGCGCUUCAGCCACAAGAUUCAUUACUGACGAUGUUUAUGGGUGCGACCGUUGUCUGAACAUGGCAUUUGUUUUAGAGGUGUAUAAUGAGAAAUUGCGCUAUAAUGUAGACGCCGCUGAUUUGGCCGAGCUGUUGAGAGGGUUGCGUCGCCCAUCACUGACGGAGAGCUGUUAUCACCUCGCCUGAGAGCCAUUAUUAUUAUUAUUAUUAUUAUUAUAUACAUAUCAAAGAAAUCUCAACGCUUUUACAUCUUUACACGGCUGAUCUGCGCGUCUGACUUUGGCUAACACGCGAUCUAAAUGCGCCGGUGAUUGUGCUGGGACACGCACAGAUUGCAUUGCAUUUUACCUCCUUAUUGUCUGAUCGUUUGUGGGGGAAAACGGCGUUGAAAUGAGUGAACAGAGCAUUUGCCAGGCCCGGGCCUCUGUGAUGAUCUACGAUGACACCAGCAAGAAAUGGGUGCCGAUCAAACCAGGCCAACAGGGCUUCAGCCGCAUCAAUAUCUACCACAACACUGCUAACAACACGUUUCGUGUGGUGGGAGUCAAACUACAAGACCAGCAGGUUGUGAUAAACUACUCUAUAGUGAAGGGUCUGAAAUAUAACCAGGCCACUCCGACGUUCCACCAGUGGCGCGAUGCCAGACAAGUCUACGGACUCAACUUUGCCAGCAAGGAGGAGGCCACCACUUUCUCUACUGCCAUGCUUUUUGCCCUCAAUGUGCUCAGCUCACAAGAUGCAGGUCCUACUGGCCAAAGGCAGAAUGGACCAGCAACGGAUGACACCGAAGCACAGAGGAGGCAGAUGAUGGAGCAGCAUCAAAUGCAAAUUGAACGGGAGCGACGGACGUCCGGUUCAGCAGCAGGUCCUCCCAUCCCUCCAGGACAUCCCUCCAUGCUGUCCUCCACUCCCCCACUCCAUCCCCCUGCUCCUGCUCCCAUGGCAGGUCCUCCAGCACCUCCACCUCCACCUGGACCUCCUCCCCCAGCUGCUGUACUGCCCCCUAAUCCCCCACCUCUCCCAGCUCCAUCAGGCUUGGCUGCAGCUUUGGCUGGAGCCAAACUACGCAAAGUACAGCGGCCUGAGGAGAGCUCUGCGGGGCCAUCCAGUGCCAAGAAUGAUGCCAGUCGCUCUAGUGGAGGCAGCGGAGGAGGAGGAGGCCUCAUGCAAGAAAUGAAUGCCCUCCUAGCACGAAGGAGGAAAGCUUCUGAAAAACCUGAAGACAGUCAAAAUGAAGAGUCCAAUGGCUCGCCCGCCUCACGUGGCUCAGAUGCUCUGAAGAAGCCAUGGGAGCGAGCAAACUCUUCAGACAAAUCUUCAGCUGGAUCAAGGUUGAGAGCUAUUGGUGGCACCACUGACGGAGAAUCGGGAGACUUCGACCGAAUGAAACAGGAAAUCUUGGAGGAGGUUGUGCGUGAACUGCAUAAAGUCAAAGAUGAGAUCAUAGAUGCCAUUAGAAGAGAACUGACUAGGAUGGGUGCUACAUAGUGUUUAGAAGCAUGAUUACACCACCAGAAGGCUCUUGGGAAGUACGGAAAGGAUUAUGUGGCGUAUUGGAGGAAUGGUCUUGCAACAUAGCUGCAACGACAUGGAAAACGUACGUGUUGCAGGAAUGUUGCAUCAACAAGGAGCAUUACAGAAAGGAACAUGAGAAAGAAGUGAGAGAGAGCGAGUGCAUGUGUGAGUGAAUGGAUGGAUGAAUGGAUGGAUGAAUGAAUGGACGGACCUUCACACUGAAUUUUCUAUUUCCUCCUGUAUAAACAUUAAAAGACUAAGCCCACUGUGCAGUUUGCUGCUCCCAGUCUUUCAAGUCUUAAGAGAAAUUUGACUAGGUGGACCUUGAUGAAGAUAUUUGUGUUUUAUACUGUUUUAUUGUUGCAUUACUGUUAUUGUAAAAGUAAUUUUAUUCUCAGUGAUAUCUGCCAGAGAAAAUAGAAACGUCAGCAUUUUAUAUUUUACCUUCACACUUUGGUUUUUUGAGAAGCACAUUCAGCACCCUUCUGCGCCGGUUUGUCACCAUCGUUCAUUACAGUUUUAAUCCUCUUCUUUUUGAUUUAGAAAAUACGGAUGUUCACUGGAUUUUUAUUAUUAUUUUUAGCUUGAAUUUGGUAGUGUGAAGUUAUUGAUGAUGGUCUUAUGAGAUGUUUCUGUAGCUCUAGCCCUGUGAAACGGCAGUUUGUGGACUCUCCUCAAUUUGGUUCGAAAGAAAAUUGGUUCGUAAUAUUGGGUCCUAAAUUAUGAAAUUAAGUGGCCUAGCCUUCUGGCUUAAUCCUCUUAAACACGUGACAGUAAAAUGGCCUUUGAAUAAAACACUGAAUCUAUAA